This is a messenger RNA of Salvelinus namaycush (lake trout), 7042 nucleotides long. RefSeq names its product centrosomal protein 170Aa (gene cep170aa). Bases 231 to 4886 code for a protein of 1551 amino acids. The transcript has 18 exons. Gene Ontology annotation, molecular function: protein binding. NCBI's taxonomy places the organism in Eukaryota, Metazoa, Chordata, Actinopteri, Salmoniformes, Salmonidae. The record is from RefSeq and is a predicted model, not a curated record. Gene Ontology annotation, cellular component: centriole.
GGCAUGGAGGAUGUAGGCAACUCUCCGCUAUUUGUAGUGGAAUAGCGUUAUUGCAGCGCAACUGAGAGAAGUCCAACGCGCAUAAGGACAGGGCUGGGCACAGACAUCAGCGUACAGUUCCAUUGGAUAUAGCAAGUCUCCAUAACAGCCAGCCGAAUAGAGGAGCAAAGAAAGGGAUGACGUAGGGUUGGAGGUGGGAGUGAGUAGCAUCGAGCCGUAGCAGAGCAGAGAUGAGUCUCACGUCAUGGUUCCUGGUGAGCAGCGGGGGCACUCGCCACCGUCUGCCCCGGGAGAUGAUCUUUGUCGGCCGAGACGACUGCGAGCUCAUGCUGCAGUCGCGGAGUGUUGACAAGCAGCAUGCAGUCAUCAACUACGAGUUAACCAGCGAUGAGCACAAAGUCAAGGACCUUGGCAGCCUGAACGGGACAUUUGUGAAUGAUGUUCGAAUCCAGGAGCAGAUGUAUAUCACUUUGAAGAUUGAUGACAAGUUAAGGUUUGGAUAUGAUACCAACCUGUUCACGGUGGUGCGAGGCGAGAUGACUGUCCCAGACGAGGCUCUGCAGCAUGAGAAGUUCACCAGCCAGCUCCAGCUGAGUAAGAAGCCCUCCAACUGUGAGCCCACCAAGUCACCUGCCAAAUCUCCUGCCAAGUCCCCUGCUAAGACCCCCAAGUCCUCCAGCUGCAGACCAGCCGAGAGCAAGGCAGCCGAGGGGACCAUGGAGCCAUCAGCCAAACCUGCCGAAUCACACAAGGGAGAUGACAAGAUGGCAGGUGACAUAGCAGCAUUGCACCGGGGAACCCCUCUGUAUGGACAGCCAUCUUGGUGGGGGGAUGGGGACGCAGAUGAUGAGAACUCCUUCAAGCAGGAGACCAAGACGUGUGGGAAGAAGCAUGACAGCUCUGCAGCAGACGGCAGAGAGCCUAAGAGGAGUGAGAGGCCUAGGGAGGACGGCCUGGACCCAGAGCCCAGCUACUUUGAGAUCCCCACCAAGGAGGCUCAGAUGGCCGAGGACAGCAUUCAUGAGAUCCCCACCAAAGACACUGAGGGGGCUGCUGCUACCGCCAGCGCCAGCCCUCAGGGCCAUGCCUCCCCUCACGCCUUCACAAUCGAGUUUGACGACACCUCCCCUGGCAAGGUCACGAUCAAGGACCACGUGUCCAAGCUGACUCCGGACCACCGGCCCCGGCCUAAGAAGGCCUCCCAUUCAGGCAGCAAGGACCUCAGCACCCUGCAGGCCGCCAUGAUGGUCUCUGAGAGCAAGGUGGCUGAUUGGCUGGCCCAGAACGACCCCCCCACGGUGCGCAGUGAGUCCACGGAGGACAGCAAGAGCAUCAAGAGUGAUGUCCCUGUCCACUUCAAGAGGCUCAAAGGCAGCAAGCAUGAGGACGGCACCCAGAGCGACUCCGAGAACGGGAUUGGUCUGCGCUUCGGCAACCGGAGGCUGGCCUUGGAGGAGAGGCUGAGGGUGGCGCAGGGAGGACAGGGGGGUCAGGGGGGCCGGACCACCAGCAACAGGACCGCCUUCAUGAUCGAGUUCUACGAUGACGACAACCCCCGCAAGCGACGAUCCUACUCCUUCUCCCAGACUGCACCGCUGCUUGGGGGCGUGGCCGGGGAGGCUCUGUGCCCCACGCCCCCCUCCCACCCUAAGUCCCCCUCUACCACGACCACAGCCACAGACUUCAGCAAGGCCCCGUUAUCAGCGGCACUGAUAGCGGGUGCCCCCACGGCCGCCCGGGUCCUGAUGAAGCAGAGGUCUGAGGACCAGAGCAUAGGAAGGAGCUCGGUCAGUACGGGUCACCAGACCACUGAGCCCAGCCCCAGUGAGGAGGGUCUGAGGAACCCUCGGUCUCAGGGGGACAGGGAGCAGGAGGAUGACCAGAGCGAUAAGGGAACCUACACCAUUGAGCUGGAGAACCGCAACCCUGAGGAGGAGGAGGCCAGGCGCAUGAUAGACAAGGUGUUUGGGGUGGAGCAGAAACAGGACCCGUCUGUCUCAGGACCAGUAGAACACCAACAGGGAGAAGCGGGGAAGGAGAAGAAGGAGAGGAGGAAGACCACAGAGACGGGAGAAACUGCGAAACCAAGCUGCCUUCCAUCUGAGAGUGUGUCUGAGAACCCGGUGGCAGUGGGCAGUAGUCGCUGGGUGUCUCAGUGGGCCAGUCUAUCUGCUAACCACACCAGGACUGACCCAGAAGGGUCUGGGGCUGAGUCACCUGCCUUCGUCCAUCAGCAGAGAGAAGCGGAUGCCUUUGAGUCGGGCGUGUCCAUCCGAAGCGCCAGCUCUGCCACCUCCAGUCUCACCGAGCGCAAACGCAGGACCCUCCCCCAGCUCCCUAUCGACGACCCCCGGGCUAAGCCAGGGAAGAGCUUGUCCGGCCUAGGCCUGCAUCGCUCAGAGAUCGGGGAGAAACAGGACACGGAGCCCCAGGAGAAGAGCCAGGUGGAGCAUAAAGGAGACGGGGCAUGCUUUACCUCCGUAGAGGAGGGGGAUAUGAUGAAGGGCAAACAGAAACAGACCAAGGCCCCGCUACAGGCCUCCUCCAAGCCCCCUCUCAGACCUAUGAGCAGCAGUGAGAAGAGGUCCGAGGAGAGAAGGAGGUGGGCGGAGGACAGGAUUCAGCACCACAGCAAAGAAGGAGGGGACGGGGGGGAGAAGUCAGGGGGCAAGCCUCUGGUCCGCCAGGGCAGUUUCACCAUCGAGAAGCCCAGUGGUGUGGUGCCCAUUGAGCUGAUCCCCCGGAUCAAAUGUGGUGCUGGUGUCCUGGGCCGCGAGCGCAGCGACUCUGUGGGCAGCAUGGACACAGCCACCCUGCUGAAGGACACAGAGGCUGUCAUGGCCUUCCUGGAGGCCAAGCUGAGGGAUGAGAACAAGCUGGACAGAGCCAACCGGGCAGGUUCCAUCUCCCCCGAGUCAGACGUGGACACGGCCAGCACCUAUAGCCAGGCAGCAGGGGAGGGAGAGAAGAAAGCAGCCCACCAGAAACGCCGCUCCCUAAGCAGCCUGCACAAGGAGAAGAGCAACCUGAGCUCAACCUCCAAAACCGCUGCCAGCACCAACGCCCGCGAGCGCCUGGAGAGAAAGACCAAAACCAGAACCGAUCCCAGCCGGCCAGAUGUCCGCCGCUCCGUCCAGCCUGCCUCCUCGCGGGCACGCCAACCAUCCCAGGACCUCACGGAUGACGAUCAGACCUCGUCUUUCCCCAUCUCCGACAUCCUCUCCUCUGACCAGGAGAGUUUGUAUAGUCGCUCGUACGGCCGCAGCCACUUCACCUCUACGGAUGACCUGCUACAUUCAAAACUGGAGGCCAAAUCCAGCAGCAAGACCAGCUCCAGUAAGUCCAGUAAGACCCUCCAGGCCGCCACAGCUUCCUCUCUGGGGAAACAGGCCUCUCUGCCCCAGCCACGGCCUACCAGAACGUCCCUGCUCCGCCGGGCCCGGCUGGGGGACACGUCCGACACGGACCUGCCCGAUGCAGACAGGAUGUCUGUGGCCUCCGAGGUGUCCACCACCAGUUCCACAUCCAAGCCUCCGUCUGGUCGUAAAGGCCCCUCGCGGCUGGACAUGCUGGCCCAGCCCAGGAGGACGCGGCUGGGCUCCAUCUCGGCCCGUAGUGACUCAGAGUGUACUGUGGGCCGGAGCAGCACCUCCUCCCCUCGCUUGUCUGCAGAGACCGCCCUGCGUCUGGGACUCCGCUCCUCCACCCCCACCGACAACAAAAUGGCUCCUCGCAUGAGGGCCAACAGUGUGUCCAAGCUGACCGAGGCCAAGUCCAGAAUCAGCCCCUCCGUUCACAGCACUCCUUCAGCCUCUAACAGGUGGAGACGGCUGCCCCCAGAGUACGGAUCCACCUCAGAGGAGGAGUUUGGCUCCAACAGGAACUCCCCCAAACCCGGGCGCCCCCUGCGCCCCCACUCGGUCCUGAGGGGUACCAGACUAGGGGGCUCCACCAGCAGCCUUAACUCUGGUCAGGUUGGCCCUGGAGGCGUGGUCCUCAAACACCGCAUGAGAGAGCAGGAGGAGUACAUCAAGGACUGGACUGCUCACAGCGAGGAGAUUGCCAGGAUCAGUCAAGACCUGGCCAAGGACCUGGCCAUCCUCGCCCGGGAGAUCCAUGACGUGGCCGGAGAGAUCGACUCGGUCAGCUCCUCUGGAACGGCUCCCAGCACCACGGUCAGCACCGCCGCCACGACGCCCGGCUCCGCCAUCGAUACCCGCGAAGAGCUGGUUGACCGUGUCUUUGACGAGAGCCUCAACUUCAGGAAGAUUCCUCCCAUGGUGCAGAACAAGGCCCCUGAGAUAAACGGACGCCCUGUGGAGCUCCGUCCCCGCGCCCCAGACAGCCUGGACUCCCACUCUGCCCUCCGCAGACGCACAUGGAACAGGGAUGAGGCAGUGGUGGACAGUCUGCUGCUCACAUCUGUCUCUCAGCUGUCAGCUAAAAUCAGACAGUCUGUUGACAAAACAGCAGGAAAAAUACGAAUAUUGUUCAAAGACAAGGACAGGAAUUGGGAUGAGAUUGAGAGCAAACUCCGAUCUGAGAGCGACAUACCACUUCUCAAAACCUCUAACAAGCAGAUCUCCUCUAUCCUCGUGGAGCUGAAGAGAGUGGAGAAGCAGCUACAAGUGAUAAAUGUAAUGGUGGAUCCUGACGGCACCCUGGAUGCCCUGAGCAGCCUUGGCCUGACCAGCCCCCUUACACCCAAGCCCACUCCUGGUUCUCAGGGGCCCCAGGAGGCCCUCCCAGGCCCCACAGCCUCAGCCAGGGGCAACACCGCCUCCUCAGCCCCCACUGAGGGGUCUGGGUCAGCCAGAGACCUGGGAGGCCUGCAAUUCAACCGCAUCCACCCCAGUGGAGAAGAGAGUGCCAUCCCCCAGAAGUGACAUUCACACCCUCUGCGCAGCUUCAUAUGUAGAACACCCACCUCAAAGAACAAUUUCCCCUCUUUCUGAAGUUUUCUGAAUGAAGAUCCACCAUCCUAUAGUCUCCUGUAUGUCAGAACCCAACAGGACAGGCCUUAAGCAGGAUUUCUUCCCUUCUCUUUAGACGUACAGUCAUGCACGCAUGACUACGUCACUUUGGGUAAAAGUGUCUGCUAAAUGGCAUAUUAUUUAUUAAUGUCAAUGGACAUGAACAACACCACUAAGUCAAGCAGCUCGCAUCAAUCGAUACACACAGAGGAGUGGCAGUCAGGAAUGUGUGUGGUCGACCUCUAGCCAGGCAUAUUUGCAUUCUGGAGUUUGGUUACCAUCCUCCUCCAUGCAAACUGGCCACAGACACACCCUGUGGUAAAGACAACUUCUAGAGUGCCUCCCCAUCUUUCUUCUUACCCUUCAUACUGGCACCAGCUAAACAGUGAACACUUUGUAUUUGUGUCGCAACAAGUAGCAUUGACAUUUAGUAUCAAGAUCGACUGAGUAGAGCGUUCUCUUUCGGAAAACUUGUUUGUGUCAUCGAAAUUAAUCAUACUAAUUUAGUAGGAGUUGUCGAUUGUAUGAAAACAAUUGCUUUCAGGAAACAAAUGUUCUUCUUAUACUAUAGUAAUUCAAACUUACCAAAGCUAACAGUACAGAUUUUUUUUUUAAUGUGAGCCAAGUUUCCUGAAGUGAAAUAAGUGUACUGUGGAGCAAACUCAAGAAAUGUUACGUAUUGUAUUUUGAAUGGCAAUUUAUCUGUUUUGCUGGUAAUAUGUUUUCUAUCUGUUUUCUGCACACAUUUGACUAAAAUACUGAAUUUAAACUUUUCUGAGCAAUUAUGUACCCAGCGAAUCAAAUACAUUGUUAUGGUGAUAUGCAAUUCACACAAAACCAUUUUGAUACGGUUUGAAACGGUUUUAGACUAUAUUACAGUACAGUGCUGCUUGUAAGCCUGGUCCUUGACCUGAGUGACAUAUUUCAUAUGAUUUGCAUUACUUUAUAUGUGGUGUCUUUGCAAACUGGAAGUGGAAACGAAAAAAUCUGACUAUGACCCUAUUUGUUUCAGCUUGGGCUGUUUUGAAUCAGCCUUAUUUACUGUAACACUUCAUACAGUAACAUGCUCUUUUUCUGGAGUCCAUAACAGUUUACAAGAUGUCCACCCUGAAUGGCCUUGGUUGGAGAAAGCUGGUGGGUCUUCUUUCAAAGGGGCCUCUGUCUGUUUAGUGUUUAUUUACAAGGACCUUACAUAGUUUUUUGAAAUUGUAUCAGACAACAUGACUGCAAAGAGCUUACUGUCAAAGCUUCAUUCGCUGUAACCACUGUCAUUACUUCAUGUAUGAAUGAUGAUCAUAAGUCAUUUGAUUUCUUUAGCCUUUUACUGACAUUGAAUCGCUCACUCUUCUACAUUUCCAUAAGGGAGGAUGUUUUCAUGUACUCAUACGGUAUGUGUGUAUAUACCUAGACCUCCGCAUUGAGUUUGCUGCUUCUCUGUAGUUCCUUUUUGGAGGGUUAGCCUGACCAUUGUACAAGCCUUUCCAUGUAAAGUUAUGUGUUGUAGUAUAAAAUAAUUCAAGAUAGUGCAACAGUAUUUAGACACUUAAGCAAUAGUGAAGUUAGGUACCAGAAGACAUGCUCUCCAUCUUUUCUGCUUUGUAUACAGACUUUUGAUGUCACUAAGUGCCCAGUUUGAAUAGUAGAAUGGCAUUUUUUAAAUUAUGAGUAAUCAUCAAGUAGUGGGCUGAAAUGAUAUAAUUUGCACAUCGCAGUGUGAGAAAAUAUGAAAUGUGUCAAAGGCUCUUCAAGUGUCACCAUGAGUGGUUUUUGGAUACAAAAGAACAAAACCAAAAACCUAAAUUCAACAACAGAUAUCAGAAUUAGAUGCCUUGCCUCUGUGUAGCUAUUCUCAGUACACUAUCUUAACCAUAACCUUCAUGUUUGUCAGUAUAUGACAUUUAAAAAAAAGAAAGCGAUGGGAAAAAUUAAGUGCUCAGUACACUUUUUGGGGGGUUAUUUUUAAAGUUUACACAUUUGUUAUCUUAUCAGUGUUUUACUUUUCUGUUUCAUGUUUUGUAUAAACCACAACUUUAUUUAUUUUGUUGUUCAUUCAAUGUAUUUUAUUGUUG